CAUCAUCACUGGCCAGCCCAGAUCUUCCCCCGCCACGGCGCCGCCCUCAAUCUCAAAUCUGAACAAGCAGUAGUGAUGCCAAUCAUUCCAGAAACUGCCACCGCCACCACUCGCCGCCGUACAUUCUCGGUUCUUCCCUGGAAAGGCGUGAGGCUCAUUCCUCUUGCAAUAUCAAUCUCCAUAGGACUCAUCUUUCGCUUUGCCGUGCCCAAGCCUGACAGUGUCCCAACUAAAGGGUGGCAACUCCUCGCCCUCUUCCUCACCACCAUCUCCGGCCUCAUCCUUACCCCGCUCCCGGUGGGGGGUUGGGCUUUCGCUUGCCUCACCCUCGCUGUCCUCACCAAAACUCUCACCUUCUCCGCCGCCUUCUCCGCCUUCACCAAUGAGGUCAUUUGGCUCAUCGUCUCCUCCUUCUUCUUCUCCAGGGGGUUCAUCAAGACGGGGCUAGGGGAUAGGCUUGCCAUGCUGUUUGUCCGGUUUCUCGGGAAGAGCACUCUGGGUUUGUCUUACGGCUUGGUUUUGAGCGAGGCCAUCAUUUCUCCUGCUAUGCCCAGCACAACCGCUCGGGCCGGUGGGAUUUUCUUGCCCAUUAUUAAAUCGUUAGCCUCCACCGCCGAUAGUCAUCCUAAGGACCAAUCUUCCAGGAAGCUCGGAGCCUAUCUCGUCCAGUCUCAGUUGCAGGCUUCCAGUAACUCAAGUGCCCUUUUCCUGACUGCUGCAGCUCAGAACCUAUUGUGCAUCAAAUUAGCAGAAGGGCUUGGUGUUAAGAUUUCAAGCAGAUGGGUUACUUGGCUAAAGGCUUCCUGUUUCCCAGCACUCGUUGCUCUUCUAGCAACUCCGAUUAUUGUAUACAAGAUAUUCCCUCCUGAAAUGAAGAAGACGCCAGAUGCCCCAGAAAUGGCUCGAAGGAGAAUGAAAGAAAUGGGGCGUAUGAAAUUCGAAGAGUGGAUUAUGGUUGGAACUAUGCUUAUAAUGGUUGCACUAUGGAUAACUGGAGAUAGUAUUGGGAUAGCAAGUGUUGUGACAGCGAUGCUAGGCUUAACUUUGCUUAUGCUGUGUGGAGUUUUGGACUGGGAUGAUUGCUUAAGCGAAAAGUCAGCGUGGGAUACCUUAACUUGGUUUGGGGUUUUAAUCGGGAUGGCGACUCAAUUAACUGCUCUUGGAGUGAUCAAAUGGAUGUCUGAUGUUGUGGCCGGUUUCCUCAAGUCUCACUCAAUAAGCUCGUUCUGGGGCUUCGUUAUCCUUCAAGCUGCGUAUUUCUUUAUCCACUACUUGUUUGCGGGACAGACGGCUCACGUUGCAGCAUUGUACUCCGCGUUUCUUGGGAUGCACUUGGCAUCCAAAGUUCCCGGCUUUAUCGCUGCUUUGGCUUUGGCCUACAACACAAACCUUAAUGGCGCUUUGACUCACUAUAGCAGUGGCCAGGCUGCUGUUUAUUAUGGAGGUGGCUUUGUAGAACUGCGCGAUGCCUUCAAGUUGGGAAUUAUAAUGGCUGUGAUUAAUAUAACGUUGUGGGUGUUAAUUGGAGCUGGUUGGUGGAAGGUUCUUGGACUCUACUGAGGCUGAAAGACUCCAAGAAGCAAAGAGGUUAGUUCCAAUAUUCUCUGUGACAGAUUAUUAACUAGAAAAACGUACAGUUUGCGAAUUUUCUUGUCGAUUCUGAUCCAUGUUUGUGUUUGGACAUGGCACAAAAUUGAUCAUAGAAUGUAAGUAGGCCACAAAUAAUGGACUGUCAGUACAGUAUAAGGCAUUAAACAAACUCUACAAAGUUGCAAUGACAGUUGAUGAAUAAAAGCUUUUCAUAUGGACACUGUUCUGCCAA
This is a messenger RNA of Ipomoea nil (Japanese morning glory), 1822 nucleotides long. Its product is annotated as dicarboxylate transporter 2.1, chloroplastic-like. Lineage: Eukaryota; Viridiplantae; Streptophyta; Magnoliopsida; Solanales; Convolvulaceae. The record is from RefSeq and is a predicted model, not a curated record. The transcript is spliced from 4 exons. The coding region runs from base 76 to 1560 and encodes 494 amino acids. Gene Ontology annotation, molecular function: transmembrane transporter activity. Gene Ontology annotation, biological process: transmembrane transport. Gene Ontology annotation, cellular component: membrane.